UGGAACGUAGAUGGGUGGCGUCUUUUCUCCCACCUACGAGACAGAACUUACGGAAGUGGCUGGGAGCGAAUGUCAACAAGCGAGGAAGAGAAAAGCUAAACACUUCCAGCAAGAUGCAUUGGUGAUGAUGGCGCAUGUCAUUGUGGCGAGCUGAUGGAUAAACUGACCAAAAUUCUUCCAUAAAUUGUAUUUUAAUUAGUUUUUUUCAUGAAUCAUUGACAGUAACUGGCUUGAUAGAAUGUCUGUUUUACACAGCCUUUGCUUCUUAGGUCUUUUGUUUUUAACAGUUCCUUGCACUCUGAAGCUGGUCUUCAGUGCUGCUCUUUGUGAUCAUUCACCCAAAAUACUUCAAUCCAGACAAGGAGAGAUUCAUAACUCUCCGUAUCAUUCCUGGCCUUACCAUACACUUAACUGCAGUUGGCUAAUAACCUCGAAAGUUGGGGAGCGUGUGAUCAUCAGUUUUUCCCAGUUUAAUAUGAGAUGUGGGCGGCAAUGGGUCUCUGUGGUUCCUCUCACUGGCAGCCCUUUCAAACUCUGUGGUUCCCAGCUUCCAGCACCAUUUGAGAUGACCGGUGGAAACAUUACAGUGACGCACCACUUCAUUCCACAUAUUUUCCCUGUAACAGGGUUCCGUCUAUCAUAUUUUAAAGACUCAGGUCCCUGUUUUCCAGGCGAGUUUGAAUGUUACAGUGAGCGUUGUCUCCCGGCAUCAUGGCGCUGUAACGGACGAGUUGAAUGCCUUGGUGUUGGUGAUGAACUUGGGUCGGACGAAGACGGAUGUUACAGUCCUGAACCACCCAUAGACAAUAGCCUAAAUGACCUCCCUCCCUUUGAAACCACCACCUCCACAAUCUCAUUAUUGAGCACAGAUGCACCCCCUCCUAAAAUCCCGGACUUUCCCUUGUUGCCACAAGGAGGGCCAUGUGGAGGAUACUUAAAAGCAUUUUAUGGGUCGUUUACUCCCCCUGUCCCCACAGGACAGAAGAUGGAAUGUGUGUGGACAGUUGACCCCCAAGAUUCACGACCGCUCAAAUUAGAGCUUCAGCAACUGGACCUAGGUGUUAAGGACUUGAUCACAAUCACAGACCAACCCUAUGGCAUGGGGAACAUCAUUAAAACAAUCACCUUUGUGUCCAAUAACAAAGCAGUUGAAGUGGAAUCUCGCACUGGCUUGCUUUCGCUGAUCUACCGCAGGGAACCUGUACUGGAAGGUCGGGGCUUUAAUGCAACCUAUCGCAUCACAGAUUACUGCCUUCCAUGGGAGGAGCUUUGCGGAGGAUCACUUGGAGGCUGUUACACUGCAGACCAGCGGUGCGAUGGGCACUGGGACUGUCCUGAAACAGGCCUGGAUGAGGAAGCGUGCUGGGGCUGCAAGGCUGGAUCUUUCUUAUGUGCGAUGGGAGGAAUUAAGAAAGCGGGCCACCAAACAGAAAACCCUGUCUGCUAUUCGUUUCACGAGCGCUGCAACUACCAGCUCAACUGUCCCGAUGGAACGGAUGAAAGAGAAUGUACCAUCUGCCAACCUGGGACAUUUCACUGCGACAGUGACAGGUGUGUGUUUGAGAGCUGGCGCUGUGAUGGACAGGUGGACUGUAAGGAUGGCACCGAUGAGCUUAACUGCACUGCCACCCUGCCCCGAAAGGUCAUAACCGCAGCUACUGUUGGAAGUCUGGUUUGCGGACUUCUGCUUGUCAUCGCAAUGGGCUGCACUUGUAAGCUGUACUCACUACGUACGCGAGAGUACAGCUUGUUCGCACCAAUCACUCGGCAGGAGGCUGAACUGAUCCAGCAGCAGGCCCCGCCCUCUUAUGGUCAGCUGAUUGCUCAGGGAAUCAUCCCACCAGUGGAAGACUUCCCUACUGAGAACCCCAAUGAGACUGUCUCUCUCUCUCUGCGAGGAAUACUGCAGCUUCUCAGACAAGACAAUGCUUCCUCUCUACGGCGAAGACGCAGGCCUCGAUUUGUCCGCAGAGCGGUGCGACGCUUACGAAGAUGGGGCUUGAUUCCCAGAGCCACCUCCAGACCAACACAGACCACGGCCUCUUCUUCUCAACAGACAGAAGCUGCUAAUUCUAGUACUCAGCCAAGUCAGUCAAGUCCUGGAGCCUCCUCAGUGGCCACAGAGGCUUUCAGUCAGUCCUUGACUCAAAAACUGGGUUUAUCCCAACAGACAGAAACGCAGCAGCAAGCCGAGGCUCCUCCACCUUCUCCAUCUCCCCCGCCUCCUUUUCCUUUCCAGCCAGUCGAAUCUGCUGAAGCGCAACAAACCCCACCCAUCACUGCCCCACCCAGCAGUCCCUCCCUGGCGUCUCUCUUCCACACCCUCGGACGGAGUAUUUCGCGUUUCAGACCCUCUCCGUCCACUACUUCGCUCCCUCUUUCCGCAUCCCCCUCUUUUUCUUCUUCUUCCUCUGAAGAUGAAGUAUUGCUGAUUCCUCUCUCUGAUGACACAACCUCUGAAGACGACGUGCCCAUGCUGACUUGAGCGACUUAGCUGGUCUUUUCUUCUCUCUCUCUCCACCUUGUUCUUGAUCUCCCUGCCUUCCUCUUUUCAGCACGUGUCAGUGUCACCAUGUUUGGUUCUUGUGCUGGCUUGGUGCCUUAACUCGUAUUAGAGCAUCUGUUUAAAUAGUAUUGUGUGUCAGAAAUGGUUGACAAGCGCCUGAGCGUAAGGUCGGUGUUGGUUGUGCACUUAAGUGUUGAAUAUGAUCGAAGAAAAUUUGCACAAAGAACCCUUCCUCCCCCUCCAAAAUGGCUUACGAAAUGUGACGUUGGUUUAAACAGAUUGAUUUUAGUUAGAAUUGCUUGUUUGUAUCAGCAGACAUGGUUGCGUGAUGUACAUACAUGUGAGUUUACCUCAUAACGCUAUUAUAGGCCACAUAUUCUAUUGUGUGUGUUCCUCAGAAGUGCCUUUGAUUGAGCUUCCUGUACAUCACUAGACUGUAUGUUGUGACUGCGUUAUGUGCUUGCACGUAGGGCCAAACACACUUGCACAAAAGUUUACACAUAGAUGUAGAACUCACCCUCGCUAUGUAUAUGGUAGUGCAUGGCAACUGUGGCAAUAACUUGAUAAUAAAGAAAUGUGUGUUGUGAGAGUGAGUGAAUGUACGUGUGUGUAUGAGAGAGUGAACCAGCUGGAAGUGGAAAGCCACUCAGCUGAGACAAUCUUUUGUGGAGGUUUCACUCAGACCUUCACGUGCACCACCACCAACCUGAAUGAUACUUUAUCACAAUAACUUGAAUAUGUCUUUUAAAGUUUUCCGAUUUCAUACCUUUCUGGCUCAGUGGACAAUUAACAGGCGAGCAGUCGUAGUGCCAUAUCUAUAGUGUCUUGAUUUUAGCUGCUGUUAUGAUCUGUCAUUUCACUCCCUAUUUUACCCUGUCGAUGUUUUUACGCAGUGUAUUUUUAACGCCGAGGUGUUGUUGAACUCUCAUCUGCUGAAUGGUGAACGCAUUUAAAAUGACGUGGGUGGGAAUUAUCUUAGAUGAACUGAAGAUAGCAGGAUGAAUUUCACUGUAUAUAUUUGCUAAACCAGCUGGAGAAUUCACAAAAAUUAAAAUGAUUUGCACUUUUAUUCUAA
Molecule: messenger RNA, 3581 nt
Organism: Danio rerio (zebrafish)
Lineage: Eukaryota; Metazoa; Chordata; Actinopteri; Cypriniformes; Danionidae
Source: RefSeq, a predicted model, not a curated record